AUGGCCGUCUAUGCCCUCACGGGCUUCUCGCUCGUCAGCCUACUCAGCUUUGGCUACUUAUCCUGGGACUGGAUGAAGCCCAGUUUGGUGGCUGAUGUGGCCACGGACCCCAUGGAGAAAUCUCUGCCUCCUGCCUUUGCCAGGCCACCCCACAUCAUCUUCAUCCUGACUGAUGACCAGGGCUACCACGAUGUCGGGUAUCACGGCUCGGAUAUCCAGACGCCGACGCUGGACAGGCUGGCAGCGGAGGGCGUGAAGCUGGAGAACUACUACAUCCAGCCCAUCUGCACCCCGUCCCGGAGCCAGCUGAUAACCGGCAGGUACCAGAUCCACACAGGGCUGCAGCACUCCAUCAUCCGCCCUCGGCAGCCCAACUGCCUGCCCCUCGACCAGGUCACCCUGCCACAGAAGCUGCAGGAAGCGGGCUACUCCACACACAUGGUGGGCAAGUGGCACCUUGGCUUCUACAAGAAGGAGUGCCUGCCCACCCGCCGGGGCUUCGACACCUUCCUGGGGUCCCUGACAGGCAACGUGGACUAUUACACCUACGACAACUGCGACGGGCCGGGCGUCUGCGGCUACGACCUGCACGAAGGGGAGGACGUGGCUUGGGACCAGAGCGGGAAGUACUCCACCUUCCUCUAUGCCCAGCGUGUCAGCAAGAUCCUGGCAUCCCACAGCCCUAAGGAGCCCAUCUUCAUCUACGUGGCCUUCCAGGCAGUGCACACGCCCCUGCAGUCGCCCAAGGAGUACAUCUACCGCUACCGCUCCAUGGGCAACGUCGCUCGCCGCAAGUACGCUGCCAUGGUGACCUGCAUGGACGAGGCGGUGAAGAACAUCACCUGGGCCCUCAAGAAGUAUGGUUAUUACGACAACAGCGUGAUCGUGUUCUCCACUGACAACGGCGGGCAGACCUUCUCCGGGGGAAGCAACUGGCCACUACGGGGCCGCAAAGGGACGUACUGGGAAGGGGGAGUCCGUGGCAUCGGGUUUGUCCACAGUCCCCUGAUCAAGCGCAAGCGUCGGACAAGCUGGGCACUGGUUCACAUCACAGACUGGUACCCGACUCUGGUCAGCCUGGCCAGGGGCAACCUGAGCAAUGUGCCAGGCUUGGAUGGCUACGAUGUCUGGCCUGCCAUCAGUGAGGGCAAGGAGUCACCACGUACUGAAAUCCUGCACAACAUCGACCCCUUGUACAACCAUGCCAAGUAUGGCUCCUUGGAGGAUGGCUUUGGCAUCUGGAAUACAGCUGUGCAAGCCUCCAUCCGGGUUGGGGAGUGGAAGCUCCUCACUGGUGACCCAGGGUACAGUGACUGGAUCCCCCCGCAGACCCUGACCAACUUCCCAGGGAGCUGGUGGAACCUGGAGCGUCUCACUGACGGCCUGAGGAAGUCCGUGUGGCUCUUCAACAUCACUGCUGACCCCUACGAGCGCUACGACCUCUCAGAGCAGCGCCCAGAUGUGGUCAGGACCCUCCUGACGAGGUUGGUGCAGUACAACCGGACAGCCAUCCCGGUGCGGUACCCUGCGGAGAACCCCCGGGCUCACCCGGACUUCAAUGGUGGUGCCUGGGGACCUUGGGCCAGCGAGGAUGACGGGGAGGAGUGGGAAGGCAGCCGGGAGCCCCUGAAGAGUAGGAACAAGAAGAAGAAGUGCAAGAUCUGCAAGCUGCGCUCUUUCUUCCGCAAGCUGAACACCAGGCUCAUGUCCAACCGCAUCUGAUGGGAGACUCCCCCAGCAUCGACCCAUCCUGGCCAGGGUGGAACUCUGGACUGCACUGCCAUGGGGUGGGAGUGAGGGAGAAGAACAUGUGGGAAGGUGGC
This is a messenger RNA of Manacus vitellinus (golden-collared manakin), 1823 nucleotides long. It is a transcript of the gene ARSI, whose product is annotated as arylsulfatase family member I. The transcript is spliced from 2 exons. Lineage: Eukaryota; Metazoa; Chordata; Aves; Passeriformes; Pipridae. The coding region runs from base 1 to 1722 and encodes 573 amino acids. The record is from RefSeq and is a predicted model, not a curated record.